UGUUGAAAACCAGCCAACAAGUCUGUUUACUACAGAGUCUGUCAGCAGACGUUCAUCUGUGGAGAUUAGCUGCCGUCGGAAAGAAACGCUGAAAUUUAUCAGCUCUUCAUUCAGCGACAGCAAAUCAGGUGAGUUGAACUUUGCACACUUUAGAAGAUUUUCCUCUUCUGAAGAGUGAGCAGUCCAAUAACCAACUUUCUAAACCAAUCAAGUCGAAGCGCCAACAUGUCGACCAGAUCUAAAGCAGAGAUUACCAGGAAAGUUACAUUUGGUCUUCUUCAAAGUGAGACAGCUGUUGAAGAAAACACCAGAGCUGUUGUCAUGAUGUCAGAGGUGGAGUUUCAUGCCGCCUUAGGCUCCAAAGACCAGAAGAUCUCAGCUCUGCAACAAGAAAACGCUGCAUUAUCAGAAAACUUGAAGAGUCUCGCCUCCGAGCUUCAUAAAAUGGAGGUAGUGCACCAACAUGCCAACAAGAAGGCUAGGCAGCUUGAGUCUGAGCUAACUACCGAGAGGAAAAAGGUCCAGGAAGCUGAGAUCUCCUUUAGACAAUUAGCUCCAGGAGUUAAAGCUGCACCGGUCCACCAACAUGAGGACGAGAAAACGGCUUUAAGAGACGAAGUGUUGAGGUUGACUCAGAUUGUAGAAAAGCAGCAAACUGAGCAUGAAGACGACGUUGCUGUUCUGUAUGAUGAGCGGAUUAAGACCAACAAAGACCGUCGAGAUGCCAUCAGAAGGGCCGAUCAGCUGAAAGUAUCUCUGAUGGCAGAAAAGAACAAAACAAGAGAGAUUGAGAUCUGUUCGGCCAAGCAGAUGGAGGAAAUCUCUAAAUUACAAGCUGCUCUGGUCAAAGUGGAGAGAAAUUUGGAGGAAGAAAGAAAGCAGUGGGAGCAGGAAAAACUCCGUCUUCUGACCAAUAACCAAGAAACAUCUGAGGUGGAACAGCUGAAAUAUCAGCUGCAGGAGCAGACAGUUAAGCAUGAAGAUCAGGUUGCUGCUCUGUAUAAUGAGCUGAUCAGGAAGAACAAGGAGAGUCAAGAUGCCAUCAAAAGGGCCGAACAGUUGAAGGAAGACCUGACUGAAGAGAAAAACAGAGCAAAAGAGGCCGAGGACUGCUUAGCCCAGCAAAAAGAGGAGACAUCUAACCUCCAGGCUGCUCUGGUCCUCAUGGAGAGAACUUUGGAGGACCAGCGGCGGCAGUGGGAGCAGGAAAAAUCCCAUCUUCUGACCAAAGAACAAGAAAGAGAUGAGCUGGAGCAGCUGGUGAAGCACUUAGAGUCACAGAAAGCUGAGGCAGAACAGGAGAUAGCUGCUCUGCGUUUGGAGCAGCAGAAAAACAACCAAAGUCAUCAAGAUGCUGCAAGAAAAGUCGUUCAACUGGAAAUUGCUCUGGUUGCUGAGAAGAGCAGAACAAAGGAGGCUGAGAACUGCUUGGCUGAGCAAGUGAAGGAAAGCUGUGAAAUAGAGGCUGCUUUGGUCAAAAUGGAGCAAGACGUGGAGAACCAAAGACGGCUCUGGGCCCAGGAAAAGUCCAGUCUUCUGACAGAGCAGCAGAAAGCUGUCAGAAAUGUGGAAGCAGCCAGGAAAGACGUUCUGGAGGUUCUGCAUGAUGAAAGGCAGGAGUGGCAAACAGAGAAGUCCUGCCUUCUAGAGAUGGUUGCAACAACAGAGGAGCUUCUGAAAGAGGCGGAGGUGAAGAGAAAAGCUUCAACACUGAACCUGAUAGAGAAACUGAAAAACCUGCAACAGGAGAUGGACAAAUUACAAGAAAGCAAACCCAAAAAGAAAUCUUUAAGGAAAAGAAUCGCCCAGAUCUUUAAAAGGUCCAAAAAGGCUCCAUCUCAGUCUGAAAACUGACCACCACUGAACCUCAUGAAGCCUCCUCCUACCAAACCAUCAAACUGACAAAAUCUUUUAACUUUUAACCCCUUACCUUAACCCCCUUUUGAAAAUGGCAACCAUUGCAAAAUGUCCAGCACUCCUCGGCACAA
Messenger RNA from Fundulus heteroclitus (mummichog), 1988 nucleotides. Its product is annotated as uveal autoantigen with coiled-coil domains and ankyrin repeats-like. Bases 226 to 1854 code for a protein of 542 amino acids. The record is from RefSeq and is a predicted model, not a curated record. Lineage: Eukaryota; Metazoa; Chordata; Actinopteri; Cyprinodontiformes; Fundulidae. The transcript has a single exon.